AUCUCAAUUUCAAGGAGAACGAAACCUCUGCACUCAAAAACCAAAGAAAACGUGUAAAAAAACUUUUAGAACAUCCAUCUGUUCCCCCAACUUCUAUUAUCGCUAGUUCAGCACGGACGGAGUGCAGGUCCGAUUACUCAAUAUCAAUCCGUAGCCAUGGCCAAAUUGUCGUCUGUCUCAUUGCCAGCCGUCAAAAAGGCUUUCCAAGCGUCUCUGCGCGUGCCCACGCUCAAAUCCGCCUCCAUCCUACCCCAAACUCAAACGGCGGAAGCUGUUUGGCAACAAUCCUGUUUGGCCACGGGCUCCAACGUCUGCUUCACUUCCAUCCACGCCCUCCCCGGUCCCGCAGCCUCGGCUCACACGCCCUUUGGUCUAAGCCCUCCCUGGCCUCUCGCGUCUGGGUCAUGUUUGGAAGCGAGGUGCGGCCAACGGCGGGUCAUCAUCCAAAAAUGCGCCAAUGAUGAGAAGAAGGAGGUCUGGAUUCUCCGGGUCUUUGAUCGAACUCUCUUAGUCCAGAGUCUCAAUUUGAGCGAUCGCAAUCUCCAUGGCGAUGUCUACUUGGACGCCACCCUUGGUGGGAUCACGUUGGAUGCCACCGGAGAGCGGGUCGCGUUCAUAGCCGAAUUGAAAGCACCCGAGGGCAAACCGUUUUUUAAAUACGUACCGUCUACGGAGUCCAAGGCGUAUCAAUUACAAGGGCAGGAGUUUCGCUUCAAGGACGAGUUUGGCGAGCAAAUGGUAGGUCAAGGCCGACCGGUGAUUGUCUUGGUCGACUUGAAAACUGAAGAGGUCAAAUUGUGGGACGAGAGCCUACCCUCGGAUUGGUGUCCAGGUCAAUUGCAGUUUUAUAAGGAUGCUUUGAUCGGUAUGGCAGUUAAGGUGGAACCAUUUCGUUUGGGAUUAGUGUAUUGCUCCAAUCGGCCUAGAGUGAUUUUUAAGCUGGACCUCAACUCCGGCGGGUAUCAAGUUCUCAGUGGUGAGGCUAAUAUUGGCGCCAUGUCGCCUCGCAUUUUGAAAAGCCGCGAUCUCUUAGUUUGGUUGGAACGGGAUCUGGUCACGGCUAAUGGAAUCUUUCCGGGACCGCAUCAGACUUGCAUGCGGGUCAUGAAGAGAAAUUUGUCCGAUCCCGAGGCUCUUCCACAAGUUCUCGUGUCCGAGAUUGCUGUCCAACCAAGCGAAACUGGAUUUUCAGGCGUUUAUCAAGAUUGUUUUCCACCUCGAUGUUUCGCUUUGGACAAGUUUCUCGUGCUGAGCGCGUCACAGCAGAGUGUCAUCACCCCGUUGGUGGUGGAUUUGGAGACCCAACAGAUUCAAGUCCUAAAAGAACACGCCCAAACAACAAUUGUGGACGUUCAAGAUGAUUAUGUUUUGGGGUGUCGAUCCACUCCCACCUCUGCGCCCACUUUAGUCGCCGGGAUUGUUUCUCAAGAUGGACAGAUUGGCUUCCAACCGCUCUCUCAUGAGCGUGAUCUCAUUCCGAAACUCCCUGCCUCCACCGGUUGGGAUUUGAUAGAGCUCCAAUCUGGGACUGAUUCUGUGCCUUUUAAUGCCAUCUACGUGGGCACAAAAUCCGGGGCAUCAGGUUCAAAUGAGCCUCUGAUUGUUUGGCCCCAUGGAGGACCACACUCAGAUGCAUCCUCUAUAUUUGUCCAACCGAGUUACUUCUUCAACCAACUUGGGUACAACAUCCUGUUCGUGAAUUAUCGUGGUUCGCUGGGAUCUGGUCAGACUAGCGUGGAGAGUCUCCUGGGUAAGAUUGGCAGACAAGACGUGGAUGAUUGUAUGGUGGCUUUGGAUGCUUGCUUAUCGAAAUAUUCCCACCUUGGGCGGGAUCGUGUCGUUCUAUUGGGCGGAUCUCACGGUGGAUUCUUGGUGACCCAUUUAGCGGGCCAAUUUCCGGAUCGCUUUCAGGCCGUGGUUGCUCGAAAUCCUGUCAUUAAUGUAUCAACGUUGGCCACAGUCUCGGAUAUCCCCGACUGGUGUUUCAACGAAUGUGGACUGCCUUUCAAGUACCAGUCUCCUACGCCCGAGAUGUUGAAGAAAAUGUACGAAAUGUCGCCCAUCAGCCACGUCGAGAAGGUUCAGGCUCCGGUUUAUCUGAUGAUUGGAUCCAAGGAUCUCCGUGUCCCGCCCUCACAAGGUUAUGAAUACUACCGCAAUCUGAAAGCCUUGGGCAAGAACGUGGAGAUGAACGUGUACGAGGACAAUCAUCCCUUGGGCAAAGUGUCCGUUCAUGCGAACGUCAUGGUCAAUGCCACCUUAUUCUUCGACCAGCAUCUGGAUAUGAAGCGAUAACACUAAUUUGCAAGAACGCUCAUUGAUUACGAACUUGAAAUAUGAUUAAAGUAUUUAAUUAUUUCCGCCGAA
Tigriopus californicus is the source of this 2367-nucleotide messenger RNA. RefSeq names its product acylamino-acid-releasing enzyme-like. Gene Ontology annotation, biological process: proteolysis. Gene Ontology annotation, molecular function: serine-type endopeptidase activity. NCBI's taxonomy places the organism in Eukaryota, Metazoa, Arthropoda, Copepoda, Harpacticoida, Harpacticidae. Bases 157 to 2295 code for a protein of 712 amino acids. The record is from RefSeq and is a predicted model, not a curated record. The transcript has a single exon.